Sparassis crispa is the source of this 1494-nucleotide messenger RNA. RefSeq names its product Aldehyde dehydrogenase. NCBI's taxonomy places the organism in Eukaryota, Fungi, Basidiomycota, Agaricomycetes, Polyporales, Sparassidaceae. The transcript has 7 exons. Bases 1 to 1494 code for a protein of 497 amino acids. The record is from RefSeq and is a predicted model, not a curated record. Gene Ontology annotation, molecular function: aldehyde dehydrogenase (NAD+) activity.
AUGCCUCACACGUUCUCACAGCAAUUCAACACCUCUGUCUUCAAGGGCAACGUGUCCUUCUCCACCGGUCUCUUCAUCGGUGGCAAGUUCGUCGACGGCUCCAGCAAUGGUCACAUCGAUGUAGUGAACCCGUCGACCGGCAAGGUCAUCACCAAGAUCUCCGAGGGCACCUCGAAGGACGUUGACCUCGCUGUUGACGCUGCCGAGAAGGCCUUCAAGACCACCUGGGGGCUCAACACCACCGGCCGUCACCGCGGUGUGCUCCUAAACCGCCUCGCCGACCUCCUCGAGAAGAACAUCGAGACCGUCGCCGCAAUCGAGACGCUCGACAACGGAAAGACGUAUUUCUGGGCCAAGGGUGAUGUAGAGGCUGUCAUCAACACCUUCCGGUACUAUGCCGGCUGGGCGGACAAGAACUAUGGCAGUACCAUCGACACCUCCGAGGACCAGCUCGUUUACACGCGCCAUGAGCCUAUUGGUGUCGUCGGCCAGAUCAUCCCCUGGAACUUCCCCCUGCUCAUGUUCUCGUGGAAGCUCGGCCCCGCUCUCGCGACAGGCAACACCAUCGUGAUCAAGCCGUCCGAGUUCACCCCGCUGUCCGCGCUCUACACCGCGCAGCUUAUCAACGAGGCGGGCUUCCCUCCAGGCGUGGUUAACAUCGUCAACGGGUAUGGCGGCAUUGUAGGCCAGGCCAUCGCAGAGCACAUGCGCAUCGAGAAGGUCGCCUUCACCGGCAGCACCCUCGUCGGUCGCAAGAUCAUGGAGGCCGCUGCGAAGACGAACCUGAAGAACGUCACCCUCGAGCUCGGCGGCAAGAGCCCGAACAUCAUCUUCGACGACGCCGACAUCCAAAAGGCUGUCAACUGGGCCGCGCACGGUAUCUUCUACAACCACGGCCAGACGUGUUGCGCGGGUUCGCGCAUCUUCGUGCACGAGAAGAUCUAUGAUGAGUUCCUGGAGAAGUUCACAGAGAAGAGCAAGGCGUUGCGCGUCGGCGACCCCUUCAACGACGAGUCGCACCAGGGUCCCCAGGUCUCGCAAGUGCAAUUCGACCGUAUCAUGGGGUACAUCGAGUCCGGUGUGCAGGACGGCGCGAAGAUCCACCACGGCGGCUCGCGUGUGGGUAGCGAGGGGUACUUCAUCGAGCCGACGAUCUUCACGGAGGUCAAGGCGGACAUGAAGAUCGUGCAGGAGGAGAUCUUCGGGCCCGUCGGUGUGCUUAUCAAGUUCAAGGACGACGACGAUAUUGUCGCCAUGGCGAACGACACCGUCUACGGCCUCGCUGCCGCUGUGUUCUCCCAGGACAUCAACCGCGCGCUCACGACUGCGCACAAGAUCAAGGCUGGUACCGUCUGGGUCAACAUCACGAACCACCUCCACCCCGCAAUUCCCUUCGGUGGGUACAAGCAGUCUGGUAUCGGACGCGAGCUCGGCGAGUAUGCGCUGGCGAACUACACUGCCGUCAAGUCGGUGCAGGUCAACUUCGCGAAUUAG